Molecule: messenger RNA, 1304 nt
Organism: Cucurbita pepo subsp. pepo (vegetable marrow)
Lineage: Eukaryota; Viridiplantae; Streptophyta; Magnoliopsida; Cucurbitales; Cucurbitaceae
Source: RefSeq, a predicted model, not a curated record
GUCCAUUCAGGCUUGAUAUGUGAUGGCCAAACAAGAUGAAAAAAAUAAAGAAACAAUGGUGGUUCCGACAACAGAGAGGGGAAGAACAAAGCAAUUGCUCUGGAUGGGAUUUUCGCACCUGCUAGGAAUUCUGCGCCACAAGCACAAUCACACAGGAAAUUGGGUGUAGGGGCGUGGCGUUUACCGCAUGAGAAGCAGCAGAAGGUAUGGGAAUGGAGAUGGCGACUGGAAGCAGCGACUAUGGCAGUUAACUACAUCCCAUGCUCUCCCGCCCAUCUCUCUCGAUCUCAACCCCUUCUUUAAUUCUUAAGAUUUCUCAUGGGAUUGCCAUCCAUUAUUGCCCAUUCCCCAUUCCUUCUCUUAAUUCUCCCUCUGUUUUCUGCAACAACCCGUUUCGGGUUCCAUCCAGUGCAUCGAGUUUAGGAUUUCAGUUGGAAAUUGAGGGUUGUUUUUCUAGAUUUUUUGAUUGAUUCGUGCUGGAGAUCUUUGUUCAUAUUUGAGUUUUAGUUCAGUGUAAUGUGGGAUGGAAUGAGGGCUUGUUAGGCGGAGGUUUAGGGUUUUUGACAGAUCAUGAUCAACAUCCUCUCGCUGUCAACUCGCAUAUUGGAUCUAUCAGGGGGGUUUUGAUUGCUGGGUUUGUACGCUUUGCCAUAGAGAUUUCCUUUCUUCUAGGGAUUCCAUUGCUGUUCCACUCUUGUUUUUUUAUUUGAAAUUAAGAGGAGGGGAAGUCUUCUUUCUUCACCAGGGGAAAAUCGAAUCAAAUCAAUGGCAUCAUCUGGGUUUUUGUUAAUUUGUAUGCUUCAUUCUCUGAUUGCUUUAACAUGUGGAGCCUUAAUGAUGUUUUAUUCCCACGAGGUCUAUGUGUUUGGCCAUGGCCCUGAGACUGCAAUCAAGCUGCAGGGAUCUAGCCCUCGUGAUCAGCUUCUGAUAAAAACAUCUGAUUCCUUCUCUGGUUUGCUUCUCUUUACUGUUGGGUUUCUUUUAUUCAUGGUGGCUUUUGUCAAAGACAGAGACUUCCAAAGCUUCUUUGCUAAAGGGUGCGUGUUGCUUCACUUAGCUAUGGCCAUAUGGAGAGUUUACUUCGAGAGGAAGCUCGAAGAUCUUGCUAAAGAUUGGCCUCGACAGGUCGUUGGGGAUGUCACAUUGGCAUUGUCAUGGGUUUUCUUUCUUAUGUAUUCAUGGAGAGAAAAGUAUGAUUAACUUCAGGUUCAAAUUUUCUUUAGCUGCCAGAAUUGUCUAAGAUUGUCAAUUAUGACUCUGCUUCUUAAUUAUAAUGAGCUUGAUGGAAAUUGAUAUUGUUUUCA